GCAGUUCCACAUCAGGAACUCGAGUUGAAAAGCCAGCCAAGGGGGCCUGGGAAACUCGUCGCAACAUCAUGGCGUUCAUGGAUGCCUGGAAACAAUUAUCUUGGUUUUAUUACCAAUAUUUACUCGUCACAGCUUUGUACAUGCUGGAACCUUGGGAGAGGACGGUGUUCAAUUCCCUCCUGAUCUCCGUGGCAGGGAUGGCGGUGUACACGGGCUACGUGUUCAUGCCGCAGCAUAUCAUGGCCAUACUGCACUACUUCGAAGUGAUCCAGUGACCAAAGCCGUAAGCACCUUUCCCAACAAGCGUCCACGGCUGCCCCCUGGUGGACAGGAAGAGGAUUUUAUUAUCUUUUAACCUUCAAGGACUGUAUAUUCUCUGCUCCUCUAGUGUGAAGGCAGGCGGGUGGGAAUGGGAAAAAACUUACAGAGAAUCUCUGGUGAGAGGGAGGGGUGCCAAACUAAGGAAUUAAUUCCAUUAUAUUUCAAGUUGUGACUGCACAGCAACUGUUUUUGUUUCCUUAAGUGCGGAUGUCUGUUAGACCUUUCUACAAAUUAACUGUCUUCUGCUGCUGAAUAUUUUCUCACUAAUGUGUAUAUAUGUAUACAUAUGUGUGUAAAGUUUUGUAGUAACGGUUUGCCUGGGAAGAGCUAUUGUUUUUUUGUUUUGGCAACAUUGGGGUUGAGUGAGAGUCUGGAAGAAUUGGUAGUUUUGGAAGAGUUGAUUUUGUACUUUUCAAUAGCAUCAAGAGCUUUGAUAUAAUCUCACCUAAAACAUAUUUUUGUGUUUUAAAAGUCCUAAAUAUUGUUUGUAAGAUGUAUAGAAAGUCUCAGGUGUUACAUUAUUGUAGAACUUACGUUUAUUAAAACAGUGCUUCAGUAA
Conger conger (European conger) is the source of this 880-nucleotide messenger RNA. RefSeq names its product serine palmitoyltransferase, small subunit A (gene sptssa). Lineage: Eukaryota; Metazoa; Chordata; Actinopteri; Anguilliformes; Congridae. Gene Ontology annotation, biological process: ceramide biosynthetic process. Gene Ontology annotation, cellular component: serine palmitoyltransferase complex. The coding region runs from base 69 to 275 and encodes 68 amino acids. The transcript is spliced from 2 exons. The record is from RefSeq and is a predicted model, not a curated record. Gene Ontology annotation, molecular function: serine C-palmitoyltransferase activity.